ACUCUUUUUUCAAGACCACCUUAGAUAGCCUCCCACCCCUGAGUUAACAAAAAAUGCUGACUCCAUUCUCAAUUACUUUUCUUUAGCUAUAUAGUUAUCACUCUGGGAAAACCUACCCCUCUAGCUACUGCAGUGAAAGGAAUAUUUGGAACCCCAAAGUUUUUCCAAAGUGAUUUCUGCUUGUGAUUUCAACUUUCUCCCAGGCUGUCUCUAAAAUAAUCAGAAUUUGGAAUAGUUUGAUCCCAGGAUUGGAAACCUAUUCUCUAACAGAACUACCAAAGAUGUUUAUUCAAACUCAACUCCUCAUCUUCCUCCUAGGGAGCAUGCCCUCCAGGGCAUUUGCUGAAGAAGCAAGCACAGUUCCACUGGAAUAUGACACGAUCGAUUUCAAAGACAGAAAUGACUCAGAGGUUGAAGAAAGGCCAACUCUGUUGCCUACAAGACUGAACACCAUAAGAGACUUGUUCCCCUUAGAAGAUCUAAUAACCACAGAAAGUAUGGUCGCUGAUAAUGAAGACAGUGAGAACUCUACUGAUCCGGAUGUUGUUGAAAAUUCUGAAGACGAAGUGGGUGGCGAGCCAGGGACUACAGACGAGAAAGAUGGCCUAGCAACAGUUGCACUGGUUGGAAUCAUCGUUGGAAUCAUAAUAGCAGUGGGAAUCGUUACUGGAAUCAUCAUUGCCGUCGUGAGGAAAAUGUCGGGCAGGUACUCGCCCUAAAAAUAAGUGAAGAAGGAAAUCAUGUCGUUUUAAGCCAGAAAAUAAAAGUGCUUCCUAUUUUACAACUGCUAGAGACUCUGCUCCUGUAUCGCUGUGAGAAAAUGAUCCAUGGAAAUCGUGAAUGCAGAAUUCCAAAUCCAUGGGGACUCCACACAGCUUUCCAGAGGGAUGCUUUACAGACUUAUCAGAAAUGCAACGAUUCAUAGGACUUUAAUAAUCAAAAGUAUUUAAGAGGAAUGAAACAAAAAAAAAAAACAUGCUAUAGAAAAGAAAAACAACAAGUAAAGCCAAAUGCAGCGGAAAGGUGCUUUAUUGGUAGUAUAAAUACAAUUGUAGAUAGGUGUUAAACCAUGCCAAGAAAAAGUCGUCAUCUCACAUUGCGUCCUAUUGGUUCCUCUGAAAAGUUAAAUCCAGAUUCUUUUCUGUUAUAAGCUCACUGUGAAGUCAGAAAGUCUGGUGUAUCUAUCCUAUAGAUGUUUAAAACCACCAGUCCUUGUAGGAUGUUGAUUUACUGAAUCUGUAUUGUUUAGCAAGGUAAGAAAGUAACUUCAUCCUAACAAAUCUAGAAUUGACUUCAGAGGGAGACAACUGUAUUUAAAUGAUGUAAGCAAAUUGCAUUCAUGGCCUGGCACUUAAAUCAUUCUGGUAAGGAUGCUGCACUUCUAUACCGAAAAGCAUGGUGGGCCCAGCUGGAACUGACCUACCAACUCAUCUCUCUGACUGUUGUGCCAAGACCUUCUGUCUUCUCUGUUGCAGAGAUGUGCAGGGAUUGGAAUACACAUCCUAACUUAAGCAGUGCUAGGAAAAUACCCAUUUUUGAUGGGUCAUCGUAACCUAUUACUCAACAAGAGUUGGAUUUGAUGUGUAGACGAUGUCUGAAUCAGUAAAUGGCAUUCUUUUAUACCUUUUUCUUUUUUUUACUUUUCUUUUCUUUUUAACUGUAUGGCAGGCUGAGUUUGGCCACACACUGUGCCACAUCAGAUCACUGCACAUAUUGAUGAGGUGUAACACUUCUCUGGACACAACAUAAUUUUUACCAUGGUAUACAUGAUGCAGUGGGACAGGAUGUGACAGAUUUCCAAGUAAAAGGCUUUUAAGUUCCAAAUGGCUGCAAAAUGUCAUGUUUUGUAAGGGCCUACUCUGGAAUCCACUUCUGCAGAGUGGACUAAACAUGCCAACGUUUCCAGAUUUGCUCUUCCAUUUCCUUUGUCUGCUAUGAUCUAUCAUAUAGAACUGAGCUUUGGAAAUAAAAAACUAUGGUGUAUCUUA
This is a messenger RNA of Malaclemys terrapin pileata, 1988 nucleotides long. RefSeq names its product podoplanin (gene PDPN). Gene Ontology annotation, cellular component: apical plasma membrane; basolateral plasma membrane; lamellipodium. Gene Ontology annotation, biological process: regulation of lamellipodium morphogenesis; actin-mediated cell contraction; response to hyperoxia. NCBI's taxonomy places the organism in Eukaryota, Metazoa, Chordata, Testudines, Emydidae. The coding region runs from base 282 to 719 and encodes 145 amino acids. The transcript has 6 exons. Gene Ontology annotation, molecular function: signaling receptor binding; chemokine binding; protein-folding chaperone binding. The record is from RefSeq and is a predicted model, not a curated record.